This is a messenger RNA of Melopsittacus undulatus (budgerigar), 2126 nucleotides long. It is a transcript of the gene MBD3, whose product is annotated as methyl-CpG binding domain protein 3. The coding region runs from base 156 to 986 and encodes 276 amino acids. Gene Ontology annotation, molecular function: methyl-CpG binding. NCBI's taxonomy places the organism in Eukaryota, Metazoa, Chordata, Aves, Psittaciformes, Psittaculidae. Gene Ontology annotation, biological process: DNA methylation-dependent constitutive heterochromatin formation; negative regulation of transcription by RNA polymerase II. The transcript has 8 exons. Gene Ontology annotation, cellular component: nucleus. The record is from RefSeq and is a predicted model, not a curated record.
GAACCGAACCGAACCGGGCCGGGCCGGGCCGGGCCGAGCAGAGGCCGCGGCGGCCGCGGAGGGGGCAGGGAAGGAACGGUGGGAGCGCGGAACAGCCGUCGGCGGGAGGAGAGCGCGGCGGCCGGAAGAGCCGGCGGGAGCGGGCCCGGGCCGCGAUGGAACGGAAGAGUGCUUUUCCUUUGGGCCAAGCUUCCCCAGGAAGAGACAGGACUCUGAGUCACUUCAGCCCAAGUGGUAAGAAGUUCCGGAGCAAGCCGCAGCUGGCACGUUACCUGGGCAGCUCCAUGGACCUGGGCACCUUUGAUUUCCGCACAGGAAAAAUGCUGAUGAAUAAAAUGAACAAGAACAGGCAGAGGAUGCGCUAUGACUGUUCCAACCAAGCCAAAGGCAAGCCUGAUCUGAACACAGCCCUGCCUGUCAGACAGACCGCCUCCAUCUUCAAACAGCCUGUCACAAAGAUCACAAACCAUCCCAGCAACAAGGUGAAGAGUGAUCCUCAGAAAGCUGUGGACCAGCCCCGGCAGCUCUUCUGGGAGAAGAAAUUAAGUGGACUGAACGCUUUUGACAUUGCAGAGGAGCUGGUGAAAACAAUGGACCUGCCAAAAGGUUUACAAGGGGUUGGACCUGGAUGCACUGAUGAAACCCUCCUCUCUGCCAUAGCUAGUGCUCUGCACACCAGCACUAUGCCCAUCACUGGACAGCUGUCUGCAGCUGUAGAGAAGAAUCCUGGAGUCUGGCUAAACACCUCACAGCCCCUUUGCAAAGCAUUUAUGGUGACAGAUGAAGAUAUUAGGAAACAAGAGGAACUGGUGCAGCAAGUGCGAAAGAGGCUGGAGGAAGCUCUGAUGGCUGACAUGCUUGCCCAUGUAGAAGAAAUAGCAAGAGAUGGGGAAGCUCCUUCUGAGAAAGAAGGAGGAGAGGAAGAAGGAGAAGAGGAAGAGGAGGAGGAGGAGCAGGACCAUGACCAGGAGAUGGAGAAUGUAUAGUCCAGGGAGUUCCAUGCAAGAAUUCCCACUAUAAACCCUAUCAGCAGGGUCAGCACAACUAUUUACAAAGCCAAGAGUGUCUGACGAGUACAUUGCACCACCAACCCAACUGUACCAAGGAGCAUUUUGAUGUCCACAUCAGGAGACGUUGAGAAGCUGAUGGCUCAGUAAUUGCUGGGUAGUUUUGAAGAUGGAACUUGACUAAACUCUACUCCCCCUCCUUUUUCUAAAGGGGUAGGGUAAUCAGGACUGCAAAAGUGGGAGGGAAUAAGGGAGUAUAAAAUGGUGGGAGGUCAAAUACUAGGAACCAAAUUUCAUGUCUUUUUUUUUUAAUAUUUUAAUUUUUUUGGUGGGUCAGGCAGUGAGAGGUGAUAAAUUUUUAAGCUUUUCUAUCCAAGUACCUUUAGCAAAGACCCACAGAAACCAUUUUCUCUCUAACACAAGUGAGAGGAGAUGCUGUUUCACUCCUUGGCUACUCUGCUGUAGGCUACCUGUUUGUAACUGACUUUAGGGAGGUCAUUUUGUGUUGUGGAUUGUCAUUCCAUGUGUCAAUUCAGGUCAUUGAACUUCCUUUUUCUCGCAGGACCAUAUUGGUCUUGGAAGUGUAGUCUUGGAGGUGACUUUCCAGUGUCUCUUCCAGCCAAGGUUUUUUUAGUUAGGGAAGAUACACUUGAGGAAUUGGUCUGACAUCAAUGGCAGUUGUUUUUGUAGUUGGCUCCAGCAUCACACUCAAUGCACUCCUGUGCCUGUUUUUGAUAGAGUUGUGUGUACAUCCAGGCAUAGCUGGAUAGAGUUUGGGAGAUGAAUAUACCCACUCUGAGGUGUGUUUUGCUUUGGUUUAAGUCCAGUCAGAAGGAACUUCUCAACUUGGAAUGGGAGAAUGACUCAUUUCUGACUGACAGUGAGGAAAACUUCCUCCUUUCUUUCCUGGUGCCAAGAACCCCGACCUCCGUUCCUGUGUGUGCAGAGGGAAGGGGAUCCAUUUCAAUAGGUGUGUCUACACAUCUGCUUUCGUGUGCAGUAAUGUUCUGACCUCUUUUAAAACAAGAAAGGAAAAAGGUUGAUUUUUCUAUAAUUGAUAUCUGAAAACGAAUUUAAAGCUUUUUAUUAAGUAUUAAAUCUUUCUUAUUUGCAUGUGCA